Exophiala oligosperma is the source of this 1053-nucleotide messenger RNA. RefSeq lists its product as uncharacterized. The record is from RefSeq and is a predicted model, not a curated record. Gene Ontology annotation, cellular component: nuclear exosome (RNase complex); cytoplasmic exosome (RNase complex). Gene Ontology annotation, molecular function: RNA binding. Gene Ontology annotation, biological process: nuclear polyadenylation-dependent rRNA catabolic process; poly(A)-dependent snoRNA 3'-end processing; exonucleolytic trimming to generate mature 3'-end of 5.8S rRNA from tricistronic rRNA transcript (SSU-rRNA, 5.8S rRNA, LSU-rRNA). The coding region runs from base 1 to 1053 and encodes 350 amino acids. NCBI's taxonomy places the organism in Eukaryota, Fungi, Ascomycota, Eurotiomycetes, Chaetothyriales, Herpotrichiellaceae. The transcript has 2 exons.
AUGGGUCUAGCCGUCCUUCCACCAGACUUGGAAGAUGAAGUGACGGUGCAAAAUCAUGCCUAUGAUGCAGAUAGCCUAUCAGACAGCGACGUGUCUAUGAACGACGAACCUGCCCGGCCUUCCAAGCGCGCCCGUUUAACUUCCUCGACUUCACAGAGCAUUGUUCUCCCUGGAGAGACGAUCACCGAUGAAACAGAGUGGAUGAGAGGACAUGGAACCUAUAUGCACGACUCUUCAACGAUAAUGACCGCUACUCUGGCAGGCCCUCUGCGGAAGACAAACAAACUACUCUCUGUUGCACCUCUGCGAGCACGAUAUAAUCCCGAGAUUGGCGAUCUUGUCGUAGGGCGCAUUGUCGAAGUCCAAAAGAACAGGUGGAAAGUCGACGUUGCGGCACCUUUACUGGCACAAUUACCCCUCUCCUCUAUCAAUCUGCCCGGCGGUGUUCUUCGACGAAGAACAACAGCCGACGAGCUUCAGAUGCGCAACUAUUUCCAAGAAGGGGAUUUAUUAGUUGCGGAAGUUCAGCAGAUUGGAAGUGUCGACGGCACUGCCAGCUUACAUACCCGAAGUUUGAAAUAUGGCAAACUGCGUAAUGGUACUUUCCUCGCCGUCUCUGGUACUGGCGGUGGUGGAGGUGUGGUGCGCAGCAGAAGACAGGUCUUUACAGUCAACAGUGGUGCUCAAGGAGGCGGCGAUGUGGAUGUCAUUCUAGGAGUGAAUGGUUAUGUCUGGUUAAGCAAGCAUAUCGAGCAAGCCGAGGAUCACGGCAAGAUGAGUGGAGGUGUCAGCAUAUCGAAUCUCGAUGAUAUGGUCAGCAGCUCCAUCUACUCGAGUCAGAACGACAGCAUUGAAGAGGGAACCAGGCGAGAAAUUGCCAGGAUUGCUGAGUGCAUCAGAAUUCUCGCAGAGAAUGGCGUCAGAGUUGAUGAAGACACCGUUGUCAAGGCUUAUGAGGCCGCUGUCGAUGCCGAGAUGAGUGUCGAAGGCCAAAAUGAACUGACUGUCAUCGACAACAUUCGCAAACGGAUCCUUGAUGCUGCCAUUCACUGA